GGCGAAGUUCAACGGUGGCGCUGGCAGUGCAGUGGCGAAAAGCGUCUUUGUUUUCCGACUUUUCCAGCCCAGAUUCUUUUUACUUUUGUUCAUCUUUCUUUUAUUCAGCACAAGAGGGCGUUACGGCACUCUACAUAGGAUUCUAUGGACAGACGAGGAUAAAGAAGAAUUUCCUGACAAUUUUAUACGAUUUCGAAAGAAAUCAUAGAAGAAGGGAUAAUAUUUCUUGGAUGUGAAGUUACAACAGAGCUACUGUGGAACCAAAAUCUUCGUUUGGUUCUUGACAAUCAUUGGAUCUCUCAUCAGUAAAAUGCAGCACUGCAGCCUUGCUUUCCUGAUGUGAAUAAUGAAUUGGGAAUCCUAGUAAAAGGAAAAGAAACAAUCAGCUAUGGCAGUUACUGUUGGGAUAGACCAGCAACUCCAAGAGAUGCUUGCAGAUGUGUUGAGAACAACUGCGAUUGAGGAAGCGUUUGCAGGGUUUGUUUGCACACAGGACUCUGAGAAAAACAAGAUAAUUGUUUGCUUUGAAAAUUUCAUGCGUUUUUGGUCAACAGUUCCUGCUGAGUCUCAAGAACGCAUGCUGAAGCAAUAUGUGAAUCACAUUCACACUCUGACAUCCCAUCAAAGAAUCAGAAUCCUUUGUGAUAUCCUUGCUACAGCUGUUGAUAAAGGGAUCAUUCCAGCAAAGCUAGUGUGUGAAGCAUUGCUUACUUCAAAAGCUCUGGACUACAAAUCUUCUUACAUGUGGUGCCAGUCAUUUCACAUCAUACAGAAGAUUAUCAACAACACAGAUUACAAGGGAUGUCGUGAUGUUCUACGUCUCAUCCUAGAGAUCAUUAAGGACAUUCCUAAGAGUGUUAAUGUAUCAACAGGCAGACAAUUGGAUGCAGUCACCAAGGUUGUACUCCAUAUAAUAGACCGUAAUAACUGUCUGCUACCGGCUUACUUUGCUGUGACUGAGAUGCUUAAAUUGUUUCCUGAGAAUGGACCAGCCAUACAUUGGGCCAUUGGCGAGGAACUUGCAAACUAUGUGGAUUCCUUCAAACCUGUUGCUAAUCUUAUCACAGUUACAGGGCGGAGUCUUUUACUACCUGUAAUUGGUCAUUUCAACAAUACCAGUAAUUCUUGGAGAUUGGAUCCAGUUACGCUUGCUUUCCCCACUAGAGGGCUCCUUCCAUUUGAACCGGAGACUGUUAAGCCCCAGACUGAUCUGUUACGCUAUGUAUUAAAGCAACCCUAUUCAAGGGAUAUGAUCUGCACGAUUCUAGCACUCAAUAAAGGGCAAAAACAGAAGAGUUUACCUCUUGAGGAAGAGAUUGCCAAUUUGCUGAUCAUAGCGAUGGAGAAGGCGGAGCAACAAGAUGGCAAUCAAUCAUCCUGGCCAAUGGCACCCUGGCAACACCUUUCCACACAGCUCAUUAUCUUUGCUCUCUUCCAGUUUGUUAGUUUUCCUAGUAUGGUGGAGUCACUGCAUCAGAAGCUGAGUGGACGUAACCUUAGAAAAGGACGUGAUCGUCUGAUGUGGGUUCUUCUUCAGUUCAUCUCAGGUAGUAUCAAGAAAGCUCCGCUACCUGAUUUCCUACCUGUACUUAGCCUUGCUGAUCUGCUUUACCCUGAGAAAAAGGGUCUUCCUGUACCAGACAUUAACCAAUCCAUGUGUACACAUGUCUUCUCAAUGGCUUGUAUCUGGAAUCAUCUAGACCAUAAGAAAGAAAAGGAGAAAGACAAAGAGAAAUCUGCAUUACAAAGGCCACCCCCACCAGCUAUCAAGACACAUCUUGAAUACUUGCAACAGACAUACAAAACUCAACAUCUCCCUUUAUCAGACUACAGGAUAGCAUUGCAAUUUAAUGCAUAUUCCACUGUGGAUGAGAUGUUGACCAGACCUCUUCAAACCCUUGUGGAUUAUAUAUACUGUACUAAUGCUAACUCCACUGUCCCUUUACCUGGACCGGCUACCUGUGUGGCUGUAGGAUUGACCGUUCCCAUUCCACUCUCACUCCUAGAUUCACUGACCGUUCAUGCAAAGAUGAGUGUAAUCCAUCUGAUUGUUAACAAGAUUCUACAAUGGCACAAACACCCAGGUACAGCACUAUCACCAGCUCUAGUAGAAACAUACAGUCGUCUACUGGCUUACAUUGAGAUUGAAUCUCUAGGAAUCAAAGGAUUCACUUGUAGCGUAUUUCCAAAGGUAUGCGAAGUAAGAGCAUGGGGUAUUCUGAACACUCUUCUUGAAUUGCUGAGCUAUCGUCUCCAUCACAUCCAACCUCACUUCAGAGUUCAGCUUCUAUGUAAUCUACAUAACCUAAGCACACUACCGCAAACCAAUCAUAAUCAACUCUUCUACUGCAUUGAGAGUACAGCCCUACGUAUUAUCUCAAGUCUAGGAAGUGCUGAGGUUCAGCCACAGCUCUCACGGUUUCUCAAACAACCAAAGCAGUUAUUAUCUCAAGAAUCAGAGGAACUGAACAGGGCAGUUGUCCUAACAUUAGCCAGAGCUAUGCAUGUCACAGGUUCUGAGACAUUGAGUGGUAGCUGGUGUACAGAUAUUCUAUCAACGCUAAUCAGUAACACACCACAUAGCUGGGCCAGUCACACUCUCAAGUGCUUCCCAUCAGCUCUUCAGUCAUUCUUUGAGAAGAACAACAUGCCAACAGAGAUGAGAGGACUCAAGAGGGCUAUAGAAGAUGAAUAUAAGAGAUGGACUAGUGUGAUCUCUGAAGCAGAUAGGAUUCGUCAUUUCUCCAAUCCCAGCACACCCCCAUACUUCCUGUGUAUUAUUUGGAAGAUGCUACUCGUCAUGGAUACGGAAUGUAUCUCACCAACAGUUGUUAAGGUGUUGGAGUUGAUAGGACCUCGAGGGUUAUCUAGGCAUAUUAGAACAUUUGCAGACUAUUUAGUUUGUGAAUUCUCAACAUCAGCAGGUGGACAGCAUGUUAACAUGUGUGUUGAGAAGUUAAAUGCCAUGGUAUGGAAACUGAAUAUCAUCACUCUAGAUAGACUAGUUCUUAGUUUGGCUUUAAGAAGUCACGAAGGAAAUGAGGCUCAGGUGGGAUUCUUCAUCAUCCAACUCUUAAUCCUCAAACCAAAUGAGUUUAGGACCAGAGUUAGUGACUUUGUGAAAGAAAACUCUCCUGAACAUUGGACACAGUCUGACUGGCAUAGCAAACAUAUGGCCUACCAUAGGAAAUACCCUGAGAAGUUUUUCUUUGAAGGUUUGUGUGAGGAGACUGGUGCUACGCUACAAACUACCCCUCAGUAUCUGCCAGUUUACUUCAGUAAUGUGUGCCUAAGAUUCUUGCCUGUAUUUGAUAUCCUGAUUCAUCGAUUCCUGGAGCUACCUCCUGUCACUAAGUCUUUAGAAACCAUCCUAGAGCAUCUAGGUGGUCUAUUCAAAUUCCAUGACCGUCCAGUGACUUACCUCUUCAACACUCUUCAUUACUAUGAGAAGAAGCUUAGAGAAAGACCAGGAUUGAGAAGGAAACUUGUUGGUGUCAUCAUCGGAGCUCAGAAAGGCAUCAGACCAAAUAAUUGGUGUUUGACCCAGGCUUAUCAAGACUUCCUUGCCAAAGGACCAGAAGAUCUUGUAUGGACACCAGACCAUGAGUAUUACAUCACAGUCAUCAAGAGACUUGUAGACACUCUAUUGGACAAGUCUCCAUUCCCAGUGUUUGACUGGAGAUUCAAUGAGUUUCCUAACAUCUCAGCUCAUGCAUUACACUGUGUAUGUGUUGAACUAAUGGCUUUAGCAAUUAACCCUAAGGUUGUGGGAGAUGCUGUACUGGACGUUGUCCUUAAGAACCCUUCUGAGCUUCCUCGUGAGAAUGUGAUGAUAUGGAUCAAUGCUAUUGCCCUCAUCUUAACUUCUCUACCAGAAACAUACCGUGAGAUGAUCCAGACAAGGAUAGUAGAGGUCAUCUGCAGGGAACCUUUGGCAGGGUCAAAGGUCAACCUUAUGACCCCAAGGUCAAACCUGAAUCACAUGUUUGCAGAGUUCAGCUUUGCUUCUGCCCAUCCUCUGUACAUGGAGGGAGAGAGUGCUUACGUCAUCGCAAUCACACAUGCUAUCUGGCAUCACUCUAACAUUGGCCAACUGACGCCAUUGCCUCAGUUCCUAAGAGAACAAGUGAAACCUCAUGUGAAGACCGAGGAUCAAUUUCUCUUCAUAUGUCAUAUCAUUGGACCAUUCCUUCAGAGAUUCCAUGAAGAGAGAACUAGAUGCUUGUUAGAGAUUGCGAUAGAGCUGUAUGAUAUGUUACAGAGUGUUGACAGACAUAGUAAUCACAUCUUGCAUGCUGAUACCAUCUGUGAUUUCUUCUAUCAUUUGAAAUACAUGUUCACUGGUGAUGCAGUCAAGGCAGAUGCUGAGAAGGUGAUAAGGGGCUUGAAACCACCUCUCAGAACCAAGAUGAGAUUUAUCAGUAAGGGAGUUGAGAGUCUAGCCGUCAUUUCAAGACCAGCACCAUACAGCAUCAACGCUCUCUAAUGGGUUCAGAGUCUAGCCAUCAGCACCAUACAGCAUCGAUGUUUUCUAAUGAAAUCAUCCCUCAGAAACAAGAUGAGAUUUAUUAAUCAAUUGCAAGUCUAUUUGUGUCACCAAAUUAAUAAUAUAUCUUGCUACAGUUUUCGGUGAAAAUCAUAGACUGUAUGUUUCAUCAAAUGGUUUCCUGUUCUGUAUUGUAUAUCAAUGAUGUGUAAUGAUUAUCAAGGAUUUUACUUGUUUGAGAUUCAGUUCCCUUUGAGCAAAAUCACUCUUAUUCUAACUCAUCGGUUAAGCAGCCAAUCAAAACCUAGGAUUCCAUGGAAAUUUAUAUUUCAUUAUGCCCCUUUUUGACUUUGAAAUUUAUAUUGAUUAGCAAAGUUAUGAUAAAAGGGUGGCAAGACAUUUGCUCCGGUCUUGAUAUCUCAGAGGGCAUAUGGUUAGAGUUAGGAUUGUUAUAGAGUUUUGGUUCAGAAUUAUAUAAAGAUUAGGAUGAGGGUUUAUUCAGUUUGGGAUGUUAGAUUUUAUGUUUUGCCUAACAAUAACAUGCAGACUUUUCUUCAGAGCAAUUGCCCCCAGAGCAAUUGUUUUUGAACUGAUAAAACUGAUUAUAAAACACAUGCAUUGAUCAAUGAAUUCAAAUUCAAAGCAUCUAUCAAAGUGGUGUGCUCAGUUUACAUUCAGGAGUGUGAAAGUUCAGGUUUUUUAGCUGAUUGCAGACCUUUUUUUUCAGCUUAAUUUCAGCUUAUUUUGGGCUUUCCUCUCUACAAAAAGUAUAGGAGCUCUUUCUAUUUCAGACUUUUUCAACACCUCAGCUUUUUUCAGAUCUUUUUAUUUGUGACCACUCACACCCCUGACAUUAGAAUACAUUGCUGAGCCAGAAUGAUAACAAAUGUAUACAUUGUAAUUUGAACAAGUUAAUUUCGAAAACAUUCCUGAAGAGAGAAAACAACAGAAACUGGUGUUAAUCAUGUGCAUAAAGGCAACAAAAAUUCUUUGAAAUUUUAAGACAAAUUUACAUGCUUUGAUUUAUCACCAAAUUUAUUCAAACGUCAUUUAUUUUUGUCCCCCAGGAGAGUUUUUCUUACACAACUGGAUCUUGACAUUUCUGUCCCCCAAGAAAGUUACCAUAAUCAAAAAUGUAAUCACUUUCAAGGCUAGGUCCUCAUGUGUUCAAUUCCUACUAAUGCAAAUAUACUUUGACAUAGUCAAAUCUAUUUUAAUGCCAGUGGGUUUGACAUGAAUUCAAUGUUAAUCAUAGGCAUGAAAUCUGUCUGUUACUGGGAUAUGAUCCCUUGUAUUAUUUAUUUGUUUUUGUCAUUUUGUGACGGGAGAAUGCAUCGUGUGUAUUGUAGUUUUGAUGUUCAUAGCCAUAAGGUGCUUAGUGUAAAUAGCGAAUGUAAAUUGGAUCAUGUAUAGCUACAUUCAUCAUCUUGAUAAGAUGUUAACUAAUGCUGUAAUAUAUUUCCAAUUUUGAUUAUGAAGAGUAAAAACCUGACAAAAAAUUCCAUUUGUGGGAUCAGUCAUAAGUCGAAGUAUUGGAACUCUAAUCCAGACAUGGAAAAAAUUAUUAACCUAUCGUUUUGAGAACAUGGAAAGUAUAAAGAUAAUAAUAGAUGUUACUCUCAACAAUGGAUAACAAAAAGCUAUAUGUAUGACUAGAUUAAUUUGAUUGUAUCUCUGGGAUUAUGUCACAUUGAACACUGGUGAUUAACUGGGUAAGUAGCAUUCUAAAGAGGACAUGUAUUAGAGACAGGGGGGGGUGCCAGGAUAUACAUGUAUGGAUAGGGCUACUAUGACUAAAGGUGACAUUUUUUUCUCAAUUGAAUUACCAGCCAUGGUAAUAUAGAGUUCUACAACACAGACAUCUCUUUGUGAUACAAUUUUUCUUCUCUUUUCUUCCACCUUUUUCUCUUUGUUUGAUCUCGUAUCCCCUUUUUCAUUACUUGAAAUAUAAUAAGAGGGGGAAGGGGUAAAGUUGGCAAACUGUUGCUCGCCUUCCCCCCCCCCCCACCCCCCACCUGUAGCACUCCCCCUGAUACCCUUACUGGGUAUUCAGGAGAGGUCAUUUCUAGACCUUUACCAGUAAGUUCUUGUGUCAUUUUCAAAGACUGUUUGAAACUUAAAGGUAUUGUUUAACUUUGUGAGCAGCCGAUUUAAAAAAUUCUCAAACCAAGAUUAAACAUGUGUACCAGUGCAUGUAUUAGAACUUAUAAACCCUGAAAACAACCAUUAUUGAGAAUGAAAAGCUAAAACUACAAGGCAAACCCCGAUUUUGUAAAUAGGCGUCUUAUAGACGCCUAAAUAGUACACAUAAGUGUAUGGGAUGAAAUUAAGAUGGUGUUUCGGUCACUUUAUAUUUCAAUUUUUGAAGCACUAAAUAAUUAUAUUCUAAUGCAAUUUUUUUCUGGGCUUCAUUUUUGUAACAUAUCACAGACACAGGUGACAAGUGUGACCUUCUAGCUCAGAUUUUUUAAAAGUCAAACCAAUGUUAGCCAAUCACUUUAAGGAAAUAAACUUUCCCACUCUUUAAACAGAUCUCUCUUCUCAUUCCCUUUGAAUUUGAUGACUUUUAUUUUUGCCAGGCAGUGAUUCUUGUUUAUAGUAAAAACAAACCCUACAAUGAGAAAUAUCUUCUUGCAUUCAAUAAUGCUACAAUAUUUACAUGUCAAUGCUUAUUCACUUUUUAAUGUUUACCAACUGCUUUCUUUCUGCCAAAGAAGAGUAGUUGACUGUGAUUUUUUUUAAUGUACAUGUAUAUGAUUUGUAAAUAAAUGCCCUUGCUGACUUAAUGUA
Messenger RNA from Lytechinus pictus (painted urchin), 7276 nucleotides. RefSeq names its product mediator of RNA polymerase II transcription subunit 23-like. The transcript is spliced from 35 exons. Gene Ontology annotation, biological process: positive regulation of gene expression; regulation of transcription by RNA polymerase II. Gene Ontology annotation, cellular component: transcription regulator complex; mediator complex. The record is from RefSeq and is a predicted model, not a curated record. The coding region runs from base 389 to 4486 and encodes 1365 amino acids. NCBI's taxonomy places the organism in Eukaryota, Metazoa, Echinodermata, Echinoidea, Temnopleuroida, Toxopneustidae.